AUGCAGAUCACCAGCACCCUCAUGACCCUCGCCAUCCUGGCCGUAGGGAUCAACGCCGCCCCCGCACCCCUGAACAUCAACCUCGGCGCAUACUCCCCUGCGUUGGUAGUCGGUGAUGGUGCGCUCACAUUCGGAGGCGAGGCGGAGGCUGGAAAGGGUAAGGGAGGCGCCGCCGCAGGCGAAGGCGCAGCAGCCGCUGCCGCUGCCGCUGCCGGCAUUGGCGCCCCCGGAGCCGCUCAACAAGGCAUCGUUGCAGGCCGAGAUAUUACAAAGAGGGUGGAGAAGCGCCAGAGCGGCUUCGAUCGUGCCCUCACGUUUGCCGAGGCCGCGCUCACAAAGGGUCCCAAGAUCCAACUCGGAAACGGCGAGGGCGGUGCCGGCGUCGGUAUCAUCGUUGACAACAAUCCUACCGCUGCUGCUCAACCGAACCGUGCCGGUAAGGCUGAGAGGAGGAGAUAG
Molecule: messenger RNA, 459 nt
Organism: Colletotrichum paranaense
Lineage: Eukaryota; Fungi; Ascomycota; Sordariomycetes; Glomerellales; Glomerellaceae
Exons: 1
Coding region: 1-459 (152 amino acids)
Source: RefSeq, a predicted model, not a curated record